AUGAAUGAUACGUCUAAAAAAACUCCACGGGUACCCAAUUGUAAACAAGUACAUGAUUUAGUUCGAUCAAACUUAGAAAAAAAUGAUAAAAAUCAUCGUCCACAAUCGCAGCAAUCAUUCAGUAAUACAAUCGAAAAUAAAACAAAUGCCCUUUCACAACAAAAACAAAGCCAUGUUCAAAACGUUAAAUCACCAGCAAAACCGUUACUAGAUUGCUUGAAACCUGAACCGUUAUUAACAUCGAAACCGUAUGAAAAAUCGAUUUCGCAACGACGACGAAGAAUUAAACGACUCGAUUAUGAAAAUCAUAAUCGUAGUGAUAAUGAUUUAGUUAAUAACUCUAAUCUUUCACCAGAAAAAGCUGAAAUUGACCGGUCAACGAUUGAUAUUCGUGAGCCAACACCCGAGCAUUUAUUAGCAUUGAAAAAAGCAUUUCAUAAAGUUCUUACGGAAAGCUCUCUAUCCGAUAACAGUCUUAGACAACGAGAAGUUAUCUUUACAAAAUUACAUAAACUUAUUACUAAUGCUCGAUCAGGCAGUCAAAUAAAUUUAUAUGGAUCUGUAUACUUUGAAUGUUGUUUGGAAAAACGAAGUGUAAUGAAUAUUGAUAUACGAUUCAAAACAACAUCACAAUACGAUGCACUCAAAGAAAUACUUGAUAUAAUUAAAACAAGUGAUCUAUGUAAAGACGCUGCAAUCGAUACUGAUAAUAAACCAUCAUGUAUUAACUUAAUAACAAAUGAACCAAAUAUGCGAGUAAAAAUAACUUCAGGUUAUAAUCGUGGUUUGAAUCUAUCAAAAUUAAUUCGAAUUUAUAUUAAAUUUGAUGAACGUGUUAUCAAAUUACUUCGAUUGUUUCGAAUACUAUCCAAAACGUGUGACAUUGAUAAAGCAGAGGUGGGAACACUUCAUCCAGUUGUUUACCAUAUUAUGGUUAUUCAUUUUCUUCAACAAGUCGAUGAACCGGUUUUACCAUGUCUACAUGAAUAUGCCUAUGGAAUUAAUAAUGUACCAGUAACAUUAAAUGAAAAUCAUUAUCCGGAAUUUUUCAAAGUUUGUGAAAAAUAUUCACGUGAAUGGAAAUCAAAGAAUACAACGACUGUCGAAAUGCUGUUUUUACAAUUGCUGUCGUAUUAUGUUAAAACAUUCAGUGCAAAACAAUUUGUUGUUUCAAUACAAACGCGCAUGCCUGUGAUGAAAAUAGAUAAAAAUUGGCGUAGUAGAAAAUUACUUGUUGAAGAUCCGACUGAUAUAAAACGAAGUUUAUGUCAAACAAUGCAAUCUGUACGUUCUAUUGAUUAUUUUCGCAGUACAUUAAAUGCUGCAUUGAAUUAUUUUGCUCGAAAACAAAAAAAACGCCCAACAACGAAUUCAAAUCAAUGUUCAAUCGAAAAUACUGAUGAUGAUUUAAUUGAAAUCAUUCUCGAUGAUAUAAAUGAAAUUCCAAAAAGUGAGCCAUCAAACUCGUUGCAUAACUCGUAUAAAUUAUUUUAUAAAAAAUUACCACCAACCAUUGUCCGUGAUGUUAAUAUAAAACAAGGUCGUGUACGAGACUAUUAUAGGCAAACGUUUGAUAAUGAAAAGAAUAUAUUACCAAAAGGAAUUAUACAAUUAACUUCUUUAAAUGAUAAGUUUGAUAAUUUAGUUGAUAAUGAUAUUCAAGAAGCAUUUCAACAUGAUCUUGAAAAUAAUUUUCAAGUUAUGGAUGAAAAUGAUGAUGAUGAAAAUGAAAAUCAUUCACAUUUAUUACAAAGGAUAAUAUCAGAUGAGAAUGAUGAAGAACAUUUUUUAAAUGAAAAUUCGCAACAUAUCAGUAUUGAACAACAAGACGAAGACAUUCAAGAUGAGUCUCCGAUAGGCGAAGACGGACAACAAUUGACUAACGACGAAACAUCAAGAAUAAAGAACGAAGCUGAACAAGGUAAUACAAUCAGCAAUAAAGAAGAAGAAUUAGUUGACAAUUUGAAGCAAUCAUUAUCGAUAGAUGAAACAUCAACGAAUGAUACUCAGGCAACACCAGAAUUACAUUCACCAAAAGAAAAAACGACAACAUCUUCGUGUUCGUCACCAUUAAGUAUUGAAACAAAUAUUAUAACGACUGAUAACAAUAAUGACCGCCAUGAAAUUCCAUCACCAUUCACGUCGCCAAUCAAAUUUGACGACAUUAUUAAUAAUGAACAAUCAAAUAUUCAAAGCAAUCCUAGCAAAGAUGAUUUAAAUGAAUUGUACUAUGAUUUUCAAGCUGAAAACUUUCAUGCUGAACAGGGUGCUCCAUAUGUAUGUACAACUUGUAAUGGUAUCGGACAUUUAAAAAGUGAAUGUCCUGAACUAAUUAUUCCAAAUAUGAUUGAUCUACCAGUUAUUGAUGAGCAGUGGAUCCAAAUUCUUUCAAAAAUUUGUCGACAAAUUACUGAUCGAUCUAAACCAAAACCACGUGACAUAGAAAAUCGUCAGCAAAUUUUAAAUCAAUUAGAAAAACAAUUCCAGAAGGACUAUCCUGAUUGUAAUUUACAUGCAUUCGGCUCAUUUUAUAAUGGUUUUGGUUUUUCUCAAAGUGAUUUAGAUGUUUGUCUUGUAUUUAAAGAUGAACGAGAACAAAAUAAUGAUGAAGUUAUUCGAAUAAUGCAAAGAAUUUUACGUGCAAUGAGAUCUUCGAAUACAUUUGAUGAAGUUCAGCCAGUACUUCAAGCGAAGGUACCAAUUAUUCGAACGAGACAUCGACAAUGGAAUAUUGCUAUCGAUAUUAGCCUUCAUAAUAUGCUUGCUAUUGAGAAUACUCGAUUAUUAAAAAAAUAUACUGAAAUCGAUACACGUGUAUCCGAAUUGGGCUAUAUGAUAAAGCAUUUAGCAAAAUUUUGUUCUAUUGGUGAUGCAAGUCGAGGUACACUAUCCAGUUAUGCAUAUAUCAUUAUGCUUAUCCAUUUUUUACAACAAAUUCAACCACCUGUUUUACCAGUACUUCAACAGUUGAAUGAUCCGACGAAAAAAACUUCGAUGUAUAAAAAAUGUUCAAAAUGGAAUGUUUAUUUUUAUGAAGAUCUAUCUAGAAUUAAUGAUAUUUGGAAAGGUGAAAAUAAAUUAUUGCCAGGUGCAUUAUGGAUAGAAUUUUUACGGUUUUACACAGAACAAUUCAAUUAUGAAGAACAUAUUGUUACUAUUAGACAAAUCGAACCGUUAUUAAAACAUGAAAAAGGAUGGCUUAGACAAACAAUAGCUAUUGAAGAUCCAUUUGAAUUAAGCCAUAACUUAGCCGGUGGUUUAUCUCCUCGAAAUUGGAUAAUGAUUCGUCGAGUUUUAAUUCGUUCUCGUGAACAAUUUGGUGUAAAACCUGAAAAUAUUGAUGUUUCUAAUCCAAAUAUGUCAAAUAUUGAGGAAGAAUUGUUUAAUAUUGAUGAAUUAUGCCCAACAAAUGCGCCUAAACGAUGUGAAUGGUGUAAAGGUCCAUAUCAUAUACGAAAACGUUGUCCAAAACUAGCUGCAUUAUCAAAUGACUAUGAAAAAAAUAAGAGAGUGUUUAAUAAUAGCGAACAACAACCUUAUACGAAUAAUUAUGUGCCGUUUUCAUCAAAUAACUUUCGAGAGAAACCAUAUUAUAAUAAUAGAUACAAUGGAUAUAAUCACUCAAAAUCUGCUUCAUCUAAUCAACGUUCACUUCGAUAUGUAGCUAAUGAAAAAUCCAGAGAAUUUUAUAAUGCAUCACAUCUAUCGAUCGAACAAACAAACAAUAUUACUUAUCAAAAUACUUAUCCAAGAAAAAGCUGUUUCGAGUGUGAAAGUUUUGAUCAUCUUAGAGCGCAAUGCCCAUUGUUACACAAGAAUAAUCGACCUCAAAAAUCAAAAUUUACUAACUAA
Molecule: messenger RNA, 3852 nt
Organism: Rotaria socialis
Lineage: Eukaryota; Metazoa; Rotifera; Eurotatoria; Philodinida; Philodinidae
Source: the annotation of a GenBank genome assembly